Schistosoma intercalatum is the source of this 1793-nucleotide messenger RNA. The record is from the annotation of a GenBank genome assembly. Lineage: Eukaryota; Metazoa; Platyhelminthes; Trematoda; Strigeidida; Schistosomatidae.
CGCAGUUUACAAUCAACUGCGUUACAGCGUGCUCAGCUGUACCGUUAGGCUAAGUUCUGCUUCCUUAAGUUAUUUGGGUUAGCUUGCUUGAAAUACCAAUUUCCAUCCUCUUCCAGAUUGCUAUUUGUUUGCUUAUGAUCAUAUCAGCCGUUCAGGAUAGUAUUUAUUUUCCAACACUUGUCGAAUUUUAAAAAGAAGCUUCAAAAUAAAAGUAACUUAGUCAAAAGAAAUGAUGGCUUUACGGCGUCUAACAACUAAUGUGUUGUGUCUAAGAUCGCUUACUUUAUGCUCAAGUGAAACUAGAUUCUUUUCUGCCAACUAUCAACUGUCAGGAUUGUCUGGAUCCCCUGUUUUGUGCCCUGUGAAAUCACAGUCUUAUAAUUUCGUAUACAAUGCCGCUUCCGCAUUAGGACUCUACGUUCCAUGUCGUUACAGCACUAUAUUCAGCGAUUAUCCUAGUGAUAUGUUAUGGGAAGGUGUAACUGGACCAAAAGGAGGCUCAAAAAAACGUGCAAGAGGAAAACGCAGAGUUACAAGACAAAAAAUAAAUCUUCAUGUGGGACAGAGAUUAGGUUUCGGCAAAGCCUCCAUACAAUGGCCUGGUCUUAAUACUCCUGCAUCUUCAACUAUCAAGAAAGGUGACUACAAUGAAGAGUAUUUCGAAAGGUUAGAAAUGCUUCGUAAUAAAUCUGCCGUGAAAAAGAAACGCAUGAAAUUAACUCCUUUACAACGUGGUUGGACAGGAAAGCUAUUGGGAGGACAAUCUGUUGGUCCACCUACACCAAAUAACCCAGAUUUCGAUUGUUUUGUUAUCGAGUCAAAAGUUGUCGCAACAGUGACUGCAACAAAAGGACGUUAUCGCCGAUUUUCAGUUGUUGUUGCAACUGGUAAUGGACAAGGUUUAUGUGGUAUUGGUAAAGCAAAAGCUUUAAAUAUAUUAUCUGCAACUCGACGUGCUAAAUUACGUGCCUCACAAAAUAUUAUAUCAUUUGAUCUUAAAGAAGGAAGAACAUUAUGGCAUGUUGGAUAUGUUUGUCAAUGGAACAGUAAAAUCUUUGCAGCUCCUCUAUCAGAAGGUGCUGGUCUAAAAUGUCAUCGUAUGAUUAAAACAUUAUGUCAAGUUAUUGGAAUUAAAGAUAUGUAUGCUAGAGUUGAAGGUAGUACAAAUAAUUAUCAAGCAAUAGCCAGAGGUUUUUUACGUUUAUUAAAACAACAAAAAACGUAUGAAGAUUUAGCUAACAGUUUAGGACUUCAUGUCGUAGAAUUUGCUGCUGAUCGUGAUAUGUAUCCGCAUGUAUUGGCAUCUCCUGCAUGUGGUCAUGCCAAUGAUUUUAGCAAGAAUAAUGUCAAUGAGUCUGGUGAUUCGUCUGCUGUGAUCCACUCAAAAUCUUAUGAAUUACCUCAAAGACUUCCACUGAUAGUUCCACAGAAUCCGACACAUCAUAAACCGCGUAAACCCAUACCUGAAGAACAUGACAAUUUCUUGGAUGAUUUAAUUGGUGUUGAUGAAGACACAACCACAGAAACUAAUAUUUCGGAAUUAUUAGCAGCAGGUGAACGUGAUUUAGAUGCUCUUAUGUUGGGAGGACGUGUCCCACUAAAGAAGAGUUCAUCUCACCAUGGACAAAUUACUAACCCCAUGGUUAUUAAGCGAAAAGCAGAACGUCAUCGUUAUCGUAACCAGCAAGUUGUCAGACUUGAGAGAAACGCUCAUAUAACAUUGUCUGUAAAUUCUGUUUAACUAUAAAAGCUUGUAUAUAUAUUUCUAGAAUAAAGUUUUAAUAGGUAUUUUA